AUGAUCAAAAAAAACAGGGAACUUCCCAAUCACGUUCGUCAACAAUACCAGGACAACAAGAAGUGGGUUGAAGGUGCAACUGCGAACCGUCUUGUUGUAGGAAGUCAAGCCAGAAUUCUGUACUCUGAUCAAGCAGGACGAAUCGCGCUCGCACUGGCUUUUAACAACGCCGUCAAAAGUGGAAAAGUGUCUGCUCCAAUCGUCAUUGCGCGAGAUCACCACGACGUCUCAGGAACCGACUCGCCAUUUCGUGAGACAUCUAACAUCACCGACGGCAGUGCGUUCACGGCCGACAUGGCAGUUCAGAAUGUAAUCGGUGACUCAUUCCGUGGCGCGACGUGGGUGUCCCUGCACAAUGGAGGCGGUGUCGGAUGGGGUGAUGUCAUCAACGGAGGUUUCGGAAUAGUGCUCGAUGGAUCUGAGGAAGCAGCGAAUCGUGCUAGAGGGAUGCUUCAGUGGGACGUCUCCAAUGGAGUGGCGCGUCGUAGUUGGUCGGGUAACCAGAAAGCACAAGAGGCGAUCAAAAGAGCACAGGCAUUGAACGCCGACCUCACCGUUACCAUGCCACACGAGGCAGACGAUCAACUUUUUGAGCGACUGUUCUAG
Angiostrongylus costaricensis is the source of this 606-nucleotide messenger RNA. The record is from the annotation of a GenBank genome assembly. Lineage: Eukaryota; Metazoa; Nematoda; Chromadorea; Rhabditida; Metastrongylidae.